AAACGCGCCAGUCAUUUUUCGUAUUUGUCAUAAAGUGGAAUAGUUUUGCAUGUUUUUAGUUUAUAUAUUGACAAAAAUGUCAUUUUCCAGCAUUAAAAAUGAAAAACACAUAAAAUUGACGCUGCCAGUAAUACCUACUAAUAGAGGCGAGAGCCGAGAAUGAUAGCCUUUUAUCAUAAAAAUCGGGUUAAAAAUAAUAGGCGGCAUAUGAAACUUUUUUUCAAUGGAAAAUCAGCAAAAACGCCCAGUCUUUCUUGGAAAACGUGUUGGUAGCUUAUUUCAAUGAACUGGCGAAUAAGUACCUACAAGCCCAGCACGCUUUGGUGCAAUUAUUCGAUGUUAAAACUGUAAGUCACCAUUUUGAAAAUUAUACUUUUACUGUUUUGACAAAAAAAAAUGAUUUAUAAGUUUUGUUUUUUCCUCGCAAGUGUGUUGAAAAACGUCGUAUGAAACGCGUGUGCAUUGGUCAUUACCCACAUCGGCUUUCUUAUUUAUUAUAAGCACUUAGCACACUUGGAUCAUAAUGUACUAUUACGUAAUAUUAAGCUAAUUUUACGGCUUAACUCAUGUGUUGCUAGUCACUCGCGCGUCCGGAGAGCCGACGUCUCCUUUUUCAAGCACUAACAGUGCGAGUAGCAUGCACAUGUCGCGCGAGUGACUAAAAAGCCGUAAAAUUAGCUUAAUGUCAAUACGAGUAUGUCUCACGACAGUUUAAAUUAGAUUAUUUACGUAAUAUUUACUAUUGCUUCAAUGUGCAGGUUUUUUGCUAAGUCUCUUUUGAGAAUUGCACUGCAACAGAUGAGUACAUAAGUAUAUAACAUGUAAAAAUUAGACUUGAAAAUCAUAAAAAUGAAUAAGUAUCAGAAUAUUUUAUGGUUUUGAGAUUAUAUUAACUCUACAAAAAACAGUAAAAGUUUAUGUUUUAAAAUAAACAAGUAUUGUUUAUUUGGUUUGGGUUGUGAAAUGCUCUAAGGUUGAAUAUCGGUACCUACUGUACUUACUGUACCUACUCAUAUUCAUGAUCAUUAAAUUACACUACCUAGCUAUGUAGGUAGUUGAAACUAUUCGUACGUAAUAAACAAUUAUAAGUAAAAUUAUAACGUAUGAACGAUUGCAAUAUGAAUCACAGAUCACAAUGAAAUGCGUUUUUAUAAGCUUUAUUAUUGAAAUUAUUUUCAUAAUUCAAUCUGGUCAACAUUUUAUACCACCACUUCAGCAUUGCGUUCUCGCCGAAAUCUGCAACCACACACGGUCAGCCGUUUGUGGAGAGGACAAGAAGAAUUUCGAACGUCGGAUUUUCCACGACGAAUGUGAUAUGUUUGAGUUGAAUUGCGACGGUGAAAGAGAAUUUGCACUAGUUAAUAUUUCAGUUUGUUAUCAACUAACAAACAACGGAUUGCCAGUAAAUAUUUAUAGUAGUAGAAGAAGAUAUAAUAAAAAGAUAUUACAGAAAAUGAAAAAAGAAAUGUUGGAAAAACAGGCGACGUUUACUUUGAAACGGUUUCGGUUAAAAAAUCAAACAACCCCGCUACCUGAAACCACUGUUACCACUUCAUCUACUACUACUACUACUGUUGCUGCUACUACUACUGCUGCUGCUACUACUACUACUGCUGUCACUACUACUACUGCUGCUACUACUCCUAUGAAGAGUAUAUCUACAGUCAUAUUAAAAAAGGAGACUGUUUGGAAAAACGGAAAAUUAUUCAUGAAAAUAGUAAAAGGUCUGAAACAUGAAUAUCCUCAAAUUACGAACGAGUCUAGUGGAUAUAUAAGUAAUUGA
Cydia pomonella (codling moth) is the source of this 1783-nucleotide messenger RNA. RefSeq lists its product as uncharacterized. The coding region runs from base 1136 to 1783 and encodes 215 amino acids. The record is from RefSeq and is a predicted model, not a curated record. The transcript is spliced from 4 exons. NCBI's taxonomy places the organism in Eukaryota, Metazoa, Arthropoda, Insecta, Lepidoptera, Tortricidae.